CCGUUACCCGAGGGUUGCGGGGGGAGCGUAUGGCUGUUUGCCUUACCCGGUCGUUGUGAGCUACGUAAAGGGCGCAAAGGGUGGGUGCCAAUUCAGGUCCUCACGAAGCAAAAUGGCUGCUUCUUCUUCAUCCUCCUCAGCUGGUGGCGUUAGUGGAAGCUCUGUAACUGGAUCGGGGUUCAGUGUCUCAGACCUUGCCAUACCACGGAAGGCUCUCUUUACAUACCCCAAAGGAGCUGGGGAAAUGUUAGAAGAUGGUUCGGAGAGAUUCCUCUGUGAAUCAGUUUUCAGCUACCAGGUUGCAUCCACAUUAAAGCAAGUGAAACACGAUCAGCAAGUUGCUCGGAUGGAAAAACUUGCUGGUUUAGUUGAAGAACUAGAAGCAGACGAAUGGAGGUAUAAGCCCAUAGAGCAGCUUCUGGGGUUCACUCCUUCAUCAGCUUAAAAGCCUGCAGUUUGUGAUGCGAAAAGAUACAGCACUUGCAUAACUCCAUUUUAAAACACUUGGAUAUUCUACACUAUGUUCUGAGCACUAUAAUAAAGAAUAAUCCACGGC
This is a messenger RNA of Sphaerodactylus townsendi, 556 nucleotides long. It is a transcript of the gene ANAPC16, whose product is annotated as anaphase promoting complex subunit 16. Gene Ontology annotation, biological process: protein ubiquitination. The coding region runs from base 113 to 445 and encodes 110 amino acids. The transcript has 4 exons. Gene Ontology annotation, cellular component: cytosol; anaphase-promoting complex; kinetochore. The record is from RefSeq and is a predicted model, not a curated record. NCBI's taxonomy places the organism in Eukaryota, Metazoa, Chordata, Lepidosauria, Squamata, Sphaerodactylidae.